AUUACGGUUGGAAAAAAGCGAGAGAAAUCGGGCCUGUUUUCUAUAAAACAUGACAAUGUUCAAAGGAAUUCUUAUUUUGCUCAUAAUUCAAUUAGUCCACAACAGUCUAGCCUUUCCAAAUAAACACAGAAUUGCUAAAAAAAUACGACAUGUCAAUAAAGGUAAAAACCAUCCGUGUAAAAGUUCGAAGGAAGGCAGAAAUUUCUCUGUUGCAGUAAUGUUACGAGAAUUACAGCAGGAUAUUAACGAACUUGAGCAUCAACUUCCAUCACAUGACAAAAUCAAGGACGAUAAAAAGUUAGCUGAUAAAAAGAGGCCUUUUAGAGGAACUUUAUUUAAAAUGUCGGCUCUUUGUGGUGAGGAAAUCCUAUAUGAUAUGAGUUUAGUUUUGGAAUAUUUUCGCGAUGAAUUGCUGGAGAUUGGAGAACAAUCCAAGUCGGUGUUAAAAGAAGAUCAAUUGCCGAUUAAAGAAAAUUUAUACAAAACUAUAAAUCACCUCCGAAACGCUGUACUCGCCUUAAGACCAACAGCAAUGGACAAAAAUAAAGUAGAAGUCAAAAUUCCAUCAUCAAAAAAGUUUUACAAGAAGUGGACAAAAAUUGUCCUAGAUUUAAAACAGUUCAUCAAAACGUGUUUAACCAUUAUUGACCUUAAGUAGAAAAUGUGAAAUGUGACGUUUUAUCUGAAAAUAAAUAUAUUAUUUGUCAGUAUUUUACAAACAAGUUUACGUAUAUGUUCGUGCCAGGGUUAAG
This is a messenger RNA of Ruditapes philippinarum (Manila clam), 752 nucleotides long. RefSeq lists its product as uncharacterized. The transcript is spliced from 4 exons. The record is from RefSeq and is a predicted model, not a curated record. NCBI's taxonomy places the organism in Eukaryota, Metazoa, Mollusca, Bivalvia, Venerida, Veneridae. The coding region runs from base 50 to 658 and encodes 202 amino acids.